UGAAUAUCUAUGCAGGACAACACGGAGCAUCAAGAGCCGGACUGUGGCAGAAUCAAAAAAAUCACGAUUAAAAACAAAAUCAGCUGCAUGGGCGCAGCCUGAAGCUUACAGCAACAGUGGUUUCAGCUGCUGCGUCGAGUGCGCCGACUCGAGUCUCGGCCAGCGACUUGGAGACUCGUAAACAUUUUUAGGCCAUGUUCUAAAACCGCUCUGCUCCCGGCCCCCCGCCGCCUCACCCACGUUCCGGUACGAAACGCUCCGAACUGCGUCAGAGAAGACUCCCGCGGCUGCCGCUGCUGCUGCUUUUCGCCCAGAGACUGAGCCAGCCAGGCAGAAAGGUAAACAAAAACCUGUGCGCGUGUUUGUAUCAAUAAAACACCGGCCGCCGUCAAGGCCUUCGUUCUGCCCACUUCGUCCUUCCCCCUGUGCAUCCUCGUAGCGCCGUGACGUCACCAUGGCUGGGUGUGCCGCCUACGCCCACUUAUGGCGGCACUGCAAGCUGCUGUGCCUCCUUCUCGUCCUGCUCCUGCUGUGCGAGACGGUGCAGGCCAAUCCCGAUGCCAAGCGCCUCUACGACGAUCUACUAAGCAACUAUAAUCGACUCAUCCGACCCGUAAGCAAUAAUACGGACACAGUGCUGGUCAAGUUGGGUCUCCGACUGUCCCAGCUCAUCGAUUUGAAUCUCAAAGAUCAAAUUCUAACGACCAACGUGUGGCUGGAGCAUGAAUGGCAGGAUCAUAAAUUCAAAUGGGAUCCCUCGGAGUACGGUGGUGUCACAGAGCUUUAUGUUCCCUCCGAGCAUAUAUGGCUGCCGGAUAUUGUGCUCUACAACAAUGCUGAUGGUGAGUAUGUGGUUACCACGAUGACCAAAGCCAUCCUCCACUACACUGGCAAAGUGGUCUGGACCCCGCCGGCUAUUUUCAAGUCCAGCUGCGAGAUUGAUGUCCGGUACUUUCCCUUCGAUCAGCAGACUUGCUUCAUGAAGUUCGGCUCCUGGACUUAUGACGGAGAUCAGAUCGAUUUGAAGCACAUCAACCAGAAGAACGACAAGGACAACAAGGUGGAGAUUGGCAUAGACCUGCGCGAGUACUAUCCCAGUGUGGAGUGGGAUAUUCUGGGGGUGCCGGCGGAGCGGCACGAAAAGUACUAUCCUUGCUGCGCCGAACCGUAUCCGGAUAUAUUCUUUAACAUAACCCUGAGGCGGAAGACACUCUUCUACACGGUCAAUUUGAUUAUCCCAUGUGUGGGCAUUUCCUACCUGUCGGUCUUAGUGUUCUACUUGCCAGCUGAUUCCGGAGAGAAGAUCGCCCUCUGCAUCAGCAUCCUUCUGUCGCAGACCAUGUUCUUCCUGCUGAUAUCCGAAAUUAUACCCUCGACUUCGCUGGCAUUGCCCUUGCUGGGAAAAUAUCUCCUUUUCACCAUGUUGUUGGUCGGCCUGAGCGUCGUCAUCACGAUUAUCAUAUUAAACAUUCACUAUCGAAAACCGAGCACCCACAAAAUGCGGCCCUGGAUACGCGCCUUCUUCAUCAAGCGGCUCCCCAAACUCCUGCUGAUGCGUGUCCCCAAGGAUUUGUUGAGGGAUUUGGCGGCCAACAAGAUCAACUACGGCCUCAAGUUCAGCAAAACCAAGUUUGGACAGGCCCUGAUGGACGAGAUGCAAAUGAACUCUGGCGGCUCCAGUCCAGACUCCCUGCGAAGGAUGCAAGGACGCAUGGGGGCAGGAGGAUGCAAUGGCAUGCACAUGACUACGGCAACAAAUAGAUUCAGCGGCCUGGUGGGGGCACUGGGCGGCGGCCUGAGCACUCUGAGCGGCUACAACGGACUACCGUCGGUGCUAUCCGGAUUGGACGACUCUUUGAGCGAUGUGGCCGCACGCAAAAAGUAUCCUUUCGAACUGGAGAAGGCCAUUCACAACGUCAUGUUCAUACAGCACCACAUGCAGCGGCAGGACGAGUUCAAUGCGGAGGACCAAGAUUGGGGCUUCGUUGCCAUGGUCAUGGAUCGGCUGUUCCUCUGGCUUUUCAUGAUCGCAUCCUUGGUGGGCACUUUCGUGAUCCUGGGCGAGGCGCCGUCACUGUACGACGACACCAAGGCCAUUGAUGUUCAGCUAUCGGAUGUUGCCAAGCAAAUCUACAAUCUAACCGAGAAGAAGAAUUAAAUUCAAGAAAACAUAAACCUAAGACAAUUUCUCCUAGUUUAAUGCACUGUUUCAGCACAAUAGAUGCGAGUAAAAAUUAAAAUUAAAAUUAAAUUGCGAUAUAAUAAAAACGUUGGCCCAAAAGCAGCCAAGCAAAAUGCUAAAAUGCAAAGCGGUUAUUUUACUCUACUCCUGUCCCACCCCACCGUAGCCCACUUUCACUUCCACUC
Messenger RNA from Drosophila bipectinata, 2367 nucleotides. RefSeq names its product nicotinic acetylcholine receptor alpha2 (gene nAChRalpha2). Lineage: Eukaryota; Metazoa; Arthropoda; Insecta; Diptera; Drosophilidae. Gene Ontology annotation, molecular function: transmembrane signaling receptor activity; acetylcholine-gated monoatomic cation-selective channel activity. Gene Ontology annotation, biological process: regulation of membrane potential; nervous system process; signal transduction. The record is from RefSeq and is a predicted model, not a curated record. Gene Ontology annotation, cellular component: plasma membrane; synapse; neuron projection.